This is a messenger RNA of Mizuhopecten yessoensis (Yesso scallop), 438 nucleotides long. Its product is annotated as NADH dehydrogenase [ubiquinone] 1 beta subcomplex subunit 2, mitochondrial-like. Lineage: Eukaryota; Metazoa; Mollusca; Bivalvia; Pectinida; Pectinidae. Bases 36 to 284 code for a protein of 82 amino acids. Gene Ontology annotation, cellular component: mitochondrial inner membrane. The transcript is spliced from 3 exons. The record is from RefSeq and is a predicted model, not a curated record.
AUACGAAACUGUUGGAAGUAUUUGUCCUUGGCAAGAUGGAGACCGCCGCAAAGGGUAGUGGUGUCGAGGUAGCAAAACCAUCCUUUAACUGGACCAAAUUUACAAAACUUUUCAGGUCAGAGGCAGCUUUGGUGAGGAGGGAAAUCCUAUGCUUUGGUGUUUUCACUUGUUUCUUCUAUGCAUUAGGAACAAAGUACCAUCAGAUUGGUGUCCAUUUCUUCCAUCCUAACCCUUCAAAGUGGACAGAUGCAGAGCUUGGCAUUCCCCCAGAUAACGAGGACUAGGAAUAUGUUGGCCACUGGCCAUUCAGACAUUGUAAAUACAGGCAACAGAGUCACUGAUGCUCAUUUAGUGAAUUAUAGUAUGGAUGUGACAUUUAACAAACACAGCUUUUGUGAUAUUUGAAAAUAAGAUUACAUUAAAAAAAAUUAUACAUUG